AUGGGAAGUGGGAGGGUUCCUCACCCUCCUGUCUUCUUGCCCCUCCAGUACAAGGAAUUAGCCAACUACAAUGACAGCACAGAGACACCCCUGGUGGAAUAUCAUCUCUGCUCCACAGUUGAGGGGGCCCUGCUGACCUCCUUCAAGGCUGUGUUCAUGCCCGUGGCCUACAGCCUCAUCUUCUUCCUGGGUAUGCUGGGCAACAUCUUGGUGCUGGUGAUCCUGGAACGGCACCGGCAGACUCGCAGCUCCACCGAGACCUUCCUGUUCCACCUGGCGGUGGCCGACCUCCUGCUAGUCUUCAUCCUACCCUUCGCUGUGGCCCAGGGCCCUCUGGGCUGGGUCCUGGGGACUUUCCUCUGCAAAAUUGUGAUUGCUCUGCACAAGAUCAACUUCUACUGCAGCAGCCUGCUCCUGGCCUGUAUCGCCGUGGACCGCUACCUGGCCAUUGUCCACGCCGUGCAUGCCUACCGCCACCGCCGCCUCCUCUCCAUCCACAUCACCUGCGCGACCAUCUGGCUGGCCGGCUUCCUUUUUGCCCUGCCAGAGAUCCUCUUUGCCAAGGUCAGCCAGCCCCAUCUCAAUGACUCCCUGCCGCGCUGCACCUUCUCCCAAGAGAACGAGGCCGAAACCAAGGCCUUGUUGGCCUCCCGCUUCCUCUACCACAUCGGGGGGUUCCUGCUGCCGAUGCUGGUGAUGGGCUGGUGCUACGUGGGGGUGGUGCACCGGCUGUGCCAGGCCCAGCGCCGCCCUCAGCGGCAGAAGGCGGUCAGGGUGGCCAUCCUGGUGACGAGCAUCUUCUUUCUCUGCUGGCUACCCUAUCACAUCGUCAUCUUCCUGGACACCCUGGCGAGGCUGAAGGCUGUGGGCAACACCUGCGAGCUGAAUGGCUACCUCCCCGCGGCCAUCACUGUGUGCGAGUUCCUGGGCCUGGCCCACUGCUGCCUGAACCCCAUGCUCUACACCUUUGCCGGUGUGAAGUUCCGCAGCGACCUGUCUAGGCUUCUGACCAAGCUGGGCUGUGCCGGCCCGGCCUCCUUGUGCCAGCUCUUCCCCAGCUGGCGCAAGAGCAGUCUCUCCGAGUCAGAGAACGCCACCUCCCUCACCACCUUCUAGGUCACAGCGCCCCCUGUGUUUCUGCAGUGACACUGGAACCCCUUCCUACGGGAGUCUGGAUGGCUGCUGAGAGGUCACCUUGGCAGUGUCCUCACAGGGGCAGCUAGAUGAGAAAGCCCUUCUUGCCAGACCAUCCCUGCCAGCUCCUCUGCUGACCCUGGGGCUAGGCUGGAGCCCAGGCGGGAGAAGCAGCACAGAGACCAUGCAAAGGGUGUCUGCAUCCUAUGGGCUGAGAGGACCCCUCACGCCUUCUCUCAUCCUAACUAUCCAAGGCUCAGGAAAACAACUCACUCCUGCCCCUCUCAACAGGGAAAGGCACAUCCCUCCCAGCAUGCACUCUGCCAUCAUAAGCAUGGCCUCCCACCUCUCCUCCCACUCCACCUGCUGAAUGAAGCCAGGACAAGCUAAGCGCCAAGGCACGAGUGGAGGUUAAGGCUGAGGAAAGCCAGCUGUGGCUGUCAGCUGUCUGGCCUUCGCACAUCUCAGUCCCUAAAAUCCUGGCCUGCCAGGCCCCCAACUCUGAAGCUAUUUGACUGAGCAGGGAGCUCAGAACAGACGGGUGUUCAGGUAGCCCUGCCGGAAGCAGCUCUGGGUCGCCCCCUGUCGUCAGGAGGUCUGCAGACCGAGGACAGAGGGCAGGCAGAGUCCUAAGGAAGGGCUAAUGCCCAGCCAGUGCUGAGCCCACAGAAGAGGAGCCCAACAGAGGAAAAAACGCUACUUCCCCAGCCCCAGAGACAGUCAAAUAUAAAUCAAACCCAGUGCUGCCCAGGUUCGAGAUGGAGAUGGGACAGAGUUCUCAGGGUGGACAGCAGAGUACGGGGAUCUUGUCGGUUUGGAGCACUGACAGUGAAGGAGGUGGAUUCAUCCCCUCACUGCCCACCUCCCCAUAAGCUCCAGGGCUGUGGAAGCGUAGAGAAAGGGUACUUAGCCAAGAGUCAGAAUGGAGAUGUAGCACCCCCUUUUCCCCCAGGAGUAAGACAGACUAACAGAGCCCUCUGGGAGUCGCUCCCCCUGCUACCACCACCCAGGCAGGGCAGAGUGAGCAGCAGUCCUGGCAGGGAAGUCCCCAGACCCCAGGAAGCCCAGCCUUGCCCCUGAGAGCAGACACUCAGAUGGAACCAGAGGAAACUUCUCCAUGCUCAGGGCUGGCUUGGGCGGAGGCAGGAGGUGCUGUCAGGCAGUCUGGGCUCUCCCUCCUUCACACCAGCCUCUGAUCUGGGGGUGGGGAGUCAAGUCCCCUCCACGUGUCCAGAGCUCAUCAGGGUUGCUCGGUCUCACUCCAACCCACAAGCUUCUCUAGGGGUCCCCACUGGGGAAACCACGGCUGUGGACCAGGGGUAUCCUUGAAGUGGAACAUUGAGGAAGCUCCUGGGACCCCUUUUUUUUGUCUCCCAGUAUCCUAUAGCUGGGCAGUGGGGGCAUCAGACGUAAAAGCAAAAAAGGCAAGAGGAUGAAUUUUACGUUUUUUCUUUUUAAGAAAAAGGCACCUAUAAAACAGGUCAAUACAGUACAGGCAGCACAGAGACCCCCGGAACAAGCCUAAAAAUUGUUUCAAAAUAAAAACCAAGAAGAUGUUUACACA
Messenger RNA from Tupaia belangeri chinensis (Chinese tree shrew), 2698 nucleotides. RefSeq names its product C-X-C chemokine receptor type 5-like. Lineage: Eukaryota; Metazoa; Chordata; Mammalia; Scandentia; Tupaiidae. Bases 1 to 1116 code for a protein of 371 amino acids. The transcript is spliced from 2 exons. Gene Ontology annotation, molecular function: C-X-C chemokine receptor activity; C-C chemokine binding; C-C chemokine receptor activity. The record is from RefSeq and is a predicted model, not a curated record. Gene Ontology annotation, biological process: lymph node development; positive regulation of cytosolic calcium ion concentration; G protein-coupled receptor signaling pathway. Gene Ontology annotation, cellular component: external side of plasma membrane; membrane.